Messenger RNA from Amoebophrya sp. A120, 3422 nucleotides. The record is from the annotation of a GenBank genome assembly. Lineage: Eukaryota; Dinophyceae; Syndiniales; Amoebophryaceae.
UACGUCGUGCAAAUAUAUCACUCCAGCACAUUUUUUUUCCCACAUCACAAGUUUACGUUUUAGUAGCUUGUAAGUAAGUCUAAGUCACAUCUUGUUCAGCUGCACAAGAACCGAGAAAAAGCAAGAUGCGUGUCUUCGCGAAGGUUGCUGUCGCCGCCACUUUAUGGACGAAGAAGAGGGUGCGUUGGUCAAUGAAGGCUUGUAAAUGCAUGACUUGAAAAGUAUCCGAGUUCAGGGUCUUGCACAUAGUAGUUCCCAAGAAUUUGCAUUGCUUUGGCACGGCCAAGUAGAACACUACUUACCUCUACGACUACGACUUCUACAGCGUUCUUCACUUCCGUGAGAUGAAAACGAAAAGCUCCCGUGUCGACCCUCUAAGAUGUCGUGUCGCUGACCACGCCCUUUUUUUCUGUUCCAUACGCACUUACCGACGAGGUGGCUGGCAAGCUGUUCCGGCACCAGACCGGUGCGGCAGUCGGAGCAGGCAACAAGCCGAAGGGGGUAUAGACCUUUAAAUAAUAUAUUCCAGCAACAGCAUUUUUCGUACCUGAGGCUGUCCUUGCCGACCAAUUUCACAUUCAAUUGUAUUGAUGUAGAGGAGGACUCUAUUUUCAGGAGCUUGAACUUUAUGUAAGUGCUUGCGAAGAAACAGUUUCGGACUUUGCAGAACAACUGUUCCAAAAAAAUAGAUUUACGUUAUUUAUUUCCUUGAAAAAAAUACUUAUUUAUUUCCUGGUUUCCAACAGCACGGCCGCGGCGGGCACCACCACCACCGACACCAUCAUCAGGGCAACAAGGGAGCCACGAACGAGGACGUGGGCAUCCCCGGAGCCAACGAAGGAACGCACGGUCCGUCCAGCGUCCCCGGAGCCAACGAAGGAACGCACGGUCCGUCCAGCGUCCCCGGAGCCAACGAAGGAACGCACGGUCCGUCCAGCGUCCCCGGAGCCAACGAAGGAACGCACGGUCCGUCCAGCGUCCCCGGAGCCAACGAAGGAACGUGGGGUCCGUCCAGCGUCCCCGGAGCGAACAAAGGAACGUGGGGUCCGUCCAACGUCCCCGGAGCGAACAAAGGAACGUGGGGUCCGUCCAAGGACGACGAAGAAGAGGAGGAAGCGAUUGUGCAGGCGGCGACGGCGGAGCCCGAGGCGAUGCCCGGUGCGGGGAAAACGAGCGCGGCCGAUUGGCAGGCAGCGAAUGCUUGGGGGGCUGCGGGGAACAAUUGGAAGGCGGCGAUGGACCGCCCGAAGAAGCCGAUCGGAGGAAACACCGUUUCUCCCUUCCCAGUAUGUCUUGCAAAUAAUGUGUCUGGUCUGAAAGAUUACAGCGCUUGCAAGUACGCUAAAUUUGCAGACUCUUGAAAUCUACUGUACUUGCAUGUAUACAGAGUUAUGGUAGGGCCCGCCCCUUUCUCCGUGCCGUGCGAAAUUGCGAUUUCUAAUGCGGGUUAAUGCGCACUGGCACUGCGGAACAAUGACAAUCGCUCAUCCAUUGCUCAUGCCCGCCUGCAUCCCACCUGAGGCAGUAGCCAUAACUUACCACUCAUGUAAGUACUGGCAUGACAACCUUUCGGACCCACACCUAUUCGCAUUCGAUACCCAACGACGUUCCCGAUCGUGGGAGCGCAGAAGCGCUGCGCCGAUUUUCCCGACUGGGCCAACUGCGAGGAAAUGGUCUCGACCGGCACAGCCACCUCGCCUUCAGAGUUGUGUGCGACUGCGUGUGCUGGCAUCCCCAACACCGCCAUGCCGAUGCGUUGAUCGGUAAGUCGCUUUUUGACGGUAAAUGACAUUUGUAUAAGAAAUUUAUCUUUUGUCAUUUUUUGUUUUUACGAGGCGGCAGCAUGAUCAAGAUCACUACACUCCUGGUUCUCACUACCAGCUACAACUUCUACAACCUGAGCUCUAUCACAAACCUGAUGCAUCUUCGCGACCUCAGAAUAAGUAUAAAGUACUCGCGCGAGUUUUUAUAGGUACUCGCACCACGAUCAGUAUUUCCACGAAAUAAACAACAAAAAGCGCUACUCUAGAUGAUUCCUCCUUUUGUGCUUUCCACGGUACAAAUUUAUUUUAAUAUUUUUCCAUCAAAACGUUUUUCUACGGGUACGGCAUACGACGUGAAAAUAUUAAUUCCCAGCUGCAUAAAAACCACAUCAAAGCUCAUCGCCUCUCAUCACUGCUUGCACAGAGGUAGGUUCCUUCUUCUGCUUCUGUGAGGGUAGUGCAACGAGUCGUACGAAGUAGAUGUGCAAACAUGUUGCAUAUGAUUUUUCAGCAUGACAGAUUGCGGAACAUGCGUUAUCUUUCUUUCUUUCCUUUUCUUAGUUUUGGCCAGGUUCUUUUUGGUCUCGUAUGGUAAGUUAUUCGCGUAGAAUCUUCCCGUUUUCGUCCUAGUAGUCGUUCGAAACAAACGUGCAUUUCAAGCGACCAGAUUCACCACAACACAGUAGGAAACGCGACUUGUGUAUGAGAAUCGCCGCUCAAAGAAGCUCACGGUAGAGCGAAAUGAUGUGACAUGCAUCAUUACUGAACCGUUUUCGACAGCUGCAGCUCUCAGUUUCUCAACACAAAACACGACAAUUUUCGGAAAAUGGAAAAGACGAUGUGAAUUUGUGAUGCAAAUCCGGCGGCCUGGUGAACAAACGAAGGGGUUCGGCCGACCGGGAAAUGUCCUUCGUCUUCACUUCUUCUUCUUCGUUCUUCUUCGUUCUUCUCCGGAAUUCGCCAUGUGAGUGAAUUUGCGAUACAAUUGGGAAAAUAAAUGCAUUGUCGACUGUAGAGAUAGUCUUACAACUACAAAAGCAUAAGCAACACUAUCUGCAUGUCCCGUUCACCUUCACUUCAUUUCUCGAAGCCCAAUUGCUUCCGUGAACAAGAAAAUAGGUAUAGACAAAAAAAUACGCAAGAACGACAACAUUUCGCAUCACCAUCAGCAAUACAAAUAAGUACUAGCUUUGAAUAUCUUGCCAGAAAGUCCCCUCUUGAGUAGUACCUCAUCAUCAACAAAAAUACAACAUCCGUAACCCGUCUGAUAGUCUGACCUCAUCAGCACAAACAAGCGUAGCCCGUGGAUUUUAUUCCAGAAUCGAUCAUCGUAAGGGAGUUGUAGCCCGCUCCUGAUGAAGAAGAAACUCCCAAGAAGUACUGCAUUCCAUUUCCAAUGACUUGCAACUGCUACCCAUACGACAAACAGAGGGCAGAAAGCUGCACUUUCGUAAAAAUCUUUAUCGCCGCAUGAAUCAAAAGUACACUUCGGAGGAAGUAUGUAGAGUUUAUUUUGACUGUCCCCCAAAUAUAUAAGGGCUACUGGGCGACUCUCAUCUGUAUUCACCCGAAUACAAGUCGCGCUUGUGGUCUGAAAAAUUUGGAUCAGAAAAAAAAACACAUACUUGCGCGAAUUCUUUCUCGGCUUUGAGUCUGAGA